This is a messenger RNA of Triticum aestivum (bread wheat), 5716 nucleotides long. RefSeq lists its product as uncharacterized. The transcript has 3 exons. The record is from RefSeq and is a predicted model, not a curated record. NCBI's taxonomy places the organism in Eukaryota, Viridiplantae, Streptophyta, Magnoliopsida, Poales, Poaceae. The coding region runs from base 2717 to 3697 and encodes 326 amino acids.
GUAUUUUGCUGGGAUUGCAUACCUCCUGGUCCCUUUAUUCUGGAAUCAUUAUUUGUGAGGUUUGAGAUCAUAAAAUGCUCCUAGCUGAAUUCAUGGUCUGUACAUCAUACUGGAUUUGUUAGCCGUGGCCUGGAGAGAGAUAACUCAAAAAUAGCAGCUGUACUGAAGAUCAUAAAUGAAUUAUUGUGGUUUAUAUUUUUGCAGUAUUUGAAUGGGCUGCAUACAAGGCAGGACUGGAGCAAGGGUCCAUUUUUAGCAGCAAUUAUUUGGAACCAUUCCUGAUGUACAAACCGCUGAAGGUGCUAUUCACUGGCAAAUUGGUGACCUACCAAAGUCGGAAGAAUCUCAGACAAUUUGGAUCUCUUUCUGGUCUACGGCAAAGCAACCAGCCCACCUCCCCCUUUAUCCUGAAUAUACAUGAGGGCUAGAUGUAUUUGUUCAACAUAAUUUCAUCAGUCCGAGUUAAAUUUCUUCCUUCAGUAUGGCCUGGGGUAUGCAUAAGUUCAAUACAGUUCCAAUGUUCCACGGGCCAUUUCCCGUAAGUUUACACUCAGCUUCAGCAGUAAUAUCCUCUGUCUGUAUCAUCAUGCUUACUGCAGUAGAUAAUCAGGGCAAAUAAAAAAAAAGGGCAACCUGGUAUCGGAGAGAAAAUUGUUGAGCAUUUUUGAGCACCAAAAUAUCCCAACUUUUCAAAUACUUCAAAGAGCAAAGUAGAUAAUAUUCGGGGCAAAUCGUGUUUGUUGGAGUUUGCUUUCUUGUUGAUUUGUGAAAAGAGCAAAGUAUGGCAAUUAAUUUUCGGCUGCAACUAAUGUGCUAAGAAUAAGAAAGCAGUCUUCUGGCAAAGUUAAGAUGCUUGAUUAUCUGAAUCAAUCCUUUAUAUAUUCACAUGCCCAUAUAAAGUACAUGACGUUUCAUUGUGACUGCAUAUCCUCCUGGCGGCAACUGUUCAUUUGUUAUUAAAACUCAUCAGUCCAGUCUGGUGCCUAUAAACGCAUUAGUCUGGUGCCUAUAAAAAGCAGAGAAAGACAGAAGGACAAGAGACCGAUUGGUGGAGUGGUAAUAUUCACCAGCAGACAAAGAAAAAGAAAAAAAGAUAGAAAGAGAAAACUGAAAAAAAAAGCAUGCACAUAUGCACAACGAAUCAUUGAUGCCUUGCCUCCCCUAAAGAAAAAAAGAUAAAAGGCUGCAUGCAGGUGGCUGCCUUUGCUGGGUGUUAUGAGGGAGAGUGUGUGUGUGUGUGAGAGAGAGAGAGGGGGGAGAAGGGGAGAGGGAGAGAGGGGAGGGAGGGAGGGAGGGAGAGGUGACUUGCACCGCGCGCACUGGGUGGGGGGCACCCUACCCGCCUCAGUAAGUCGGCACAGCCUGGAUGGCUGGAUGGUAAUGUCAUUAUGGAAAUAAUUAAUUGUGCAGUUUUACCAGCAAUUAUUUGGAACCAUGCUUAUCUUGUUCAACUGCUCUAAGGUUCACACAUGAAAAAAACAUUUUAUGUAGGGCUCAGCCUGCUUGCUACACAACUCGCUGUGCAUUCACUGCCAUCCAGUUUUCAAAUUAAACAUCUUUUUCUGGUCUACAUGAUACAGUCAGGUAGUAGGAUCCUUACUUCUCCCUACCCCUUUCUACCUUGCUGAAGACCUAUAUGUAACUUAUAGUGGUUUAUAUCUUGAAGUCGAAGCCCACCUCCCCUAUCCAGAAUCUCUUACAUAUCUGAAGGCUUAUUCUGCAGUUGAGUUGAAUUUCUUACUUCCAUAUGGACUGGGGUAGCAUAAGUUCAUUAUUAGUUUCAAUGUUCUAUGGGCCAUCUCCAGUAAGUUUGCACUCAGCUUCAGCAGUAAUUUGACUAAUUUCCUCUUCCCUAUCAUCAUGGUUAUUGUAGUAAAUAAUCAGGGCAAAUAUCAGAGAGAAAUUUGCGAACUUCAGAAUCUGGGAAUUGUAAUACAAAUUCAAAUAGUCUCCAGAAUUUUCAUGUGUUCAAAAAUAUGAAUUGCAGUAAUUAUGAUUUGUAUUUGCCAGGCAGUUUUGUUAAUUGGUCAUUUAUCAUGAAGAACAUGCGAUUAUAUGCUGAAACUAAGUUCGCAUCAUAUGUUAUUUUGUUCUAUUUGGGGUCUCCCACCAGCUAUGUGAAAAGUUGGAGAUUGCUUUCUCUCUUUUUUUUGUAGAAUUCUGAUUUGUGAAAAAAACGAACCAUGGUAAUUAAUUUUCGGUUGCAACAAAUGUGCUGGAAGAAAAAGCAGUUGUCUGGCAAGGUUAAGAUGCUUGAUUGACUGACUUGACGAUUCAAUUAAACAAGGUACAAUAUUGUAGCAAAUAACUGUUUGAACACUAUAUAGGCACCCAAUCCUUAUAUAUUCCCAUGUCCAUACAAAUAUAUGGCAUUUCGUUGUGACUUCAUAUCCUCCUGGCAGCAACUGGCUGGUUGUUGCUCGAAACUUAUUAGUCCGUCUGGUGCUCCUGAACUCAUUAGUCAGUCGGGCAUGGUACCAUACAAAAAAAGAAGGAAAGAAAAAACAGAAUACAAGAGACUGAUUGGUGGGGUGGUAAUGUUCAACAGCAGACAAAGAAAAGGAAAAAGGAAAGAAAGGGAAAAGUAAAAAACAGUAAGCAUACAUGCACAAUGAACCAGUGAUGCCUUGCUUCCACCAGAAGGAAAGUGAAGGAGAAAAAUAUUGUGUACAGGGCAAGUAAAAAAAUAGAAAGAAGAAAAGACAGGGUUGCAUGCAUGUGCGUGCCCGAGCUGGACGAGGAUAUGCUUUUCACCUAUCAAUCUUAUGGGGUAGGGAGGGGGAGAGAGAGAGAGAGAGAGAGAGAGAGAGAGAGAGAGAGAGAGAGAGAGAGAGAGAGAGAGAGAGCUCUAAUUGUAAUGGGUGUCUCAGGUGCUGUGCAAUGGUGGGAGGAGUGGCAGCUGCGUAUCCUCGUCCUUGCUAGCCUGGGGAUUCAGUACAUCCUUCUGGUUGCUUCGACCGCACGUAAGUUCCCUAUCAGAUCCUGGUUUAGACCUGUCAUCUGGCUCGCAUACCUUGGCAGUGAUGCCAUUGCAAUCUAUGGGCUUGCCACCCUCUUCAACCGCCAGAAGAAGCAGGAUGGACACGGUGUUCUGGAGGUGUUGUGGGCUCCUAUUCUCCUGAUACACCUCGGUGGACAGGAUGGCAUAACCGCCUACAACAUCCAAGACAACGAGUUGUGGACGCAGCACAUCCUCACCGCGCUGUCUCAGGUCACCGUGGCCAUCUACGUCUUCUGCAAAUCAUUUCCAAGCAGUGAUAGGAGGCUGCUCCAGGCAGCAAUAUUGCUCUUCAUCCCUGGUAUCCUUAAAUGCUUCGAGAAGCCCUGGGCUCUCAAUAGAGCUAGCAUUAAUAGCCUUGUCAGCUCCGGUGAGCCUAUUCGGGGGCCAACAGAUAUGCUGGUAGACCGCACUCCUUUUAACCUAUUUGUGGACCUUACAUCUCCUUGUACGGAUGAUCGGAUCAGGAUGCGACAGCUCUUCUUAGCAGUUGAUGAAAAGUAUGUCUAUCGUAUGCUGCACAGUUGGCUCUCUGAUACCUUCCAACUCCUCUACACCAAAGAAAAGAUGUUCUCCCGCAGCAAAAUAUUUCAAUCCUCACCUGGUUACAUUUGCAGUGCUCUUCUCCGUCAAUUAGCUAUGUACCUUCCAUAUGCAGCCAUAGCCCUCUUCCACCAGUCACAGAGAAGCUUACAGUGAAGACGAUGUCAAUGUUACAUAUGUCUUGCUCUCUUGUACUGCUGUCCUGGAGCUUUUCAGCGUUUCCCUAAACAGCAACCCAAGGGUCCGCGGAGUUUCAUGGUUAUCAACAAAAAUGAAGCCUUAUCAUGAUAUGGUUUCCCAAUACAACCUUAUAGGACUCCUUGUCCGCAACAGGAAGCAUCCCAAGAUGACGAGUAUCGUGAAAGUCUUGGGAUGCACCGACUUCCUUCAGCAACAUUGGCGCAUGAAGUCUUGCUUCUCAUCCUUCAGCAUUACAAAGUUAGUGCUCCAGUAUGUAAAAGAUGGGUGGAAGUACAAAAUAGAAGAUGUUUCUACUUACAGGAAGUCCAAUGACAACAGGGGCCAGUAUACUCUUGAAUGCCAAGGAUGCUACCAGAAACUGGGCUGGAGCUUAGAGGCUGCAUUCGAUGAGAGUGUUCUUCUCUGGCAUCUCGCCACGGAUUUCUGCUACUACAAUACAAGGGUGCAUCUCAUUCUCAGCAUGGAUCGCAGUGCACACAUGAUUCAUGUCCUCAUGCUUGGUGCCGAAAGUCUGGCCGUCACAAGAGGGCUAUCCAGUGCAGAGAAAUGUCUAACUACAUGGCGUACCUGCUGUAUGUGAAUCCUGAGAUGUUAAUGGCAGGCAGCAGAAGGAGGCUUUUCACAGAUGCUUAUGAAGAACUGGAGGAACUGAAGGGCAUCAUCAUCCAGGGAGACGAGCAACCUCCCAAGGAAAGAGAGCUUACACAGAGGAUAAUUGCUGAGGUGGGUGGUGGAGGUGCAGGUACCCAACACCCCCAGGGAGGAAUUAUCCGCGACGCUUGGAGAAUUUCCAAAGUGUUAUCGGAUCUCCCUGAAGACAAGAUGUGGACUGUGAUUGAAGGCGUGUGGGUGGAGAUGUUGUGCUUCUCUGCCGCUAGAUGCAGAGGGUACCUGCACGCCAAGGGUCUGGGCACAGGCGUGGAGUACCUCACCUAUGUCUGGCUCCUAUUGUACUACAUGGGGAUGGAGACUUUGGCAGACAAACUGCAGAGGGUGGAUCAUCAUCGCCAUCACCAUCGCAACGGAGGAGGGCAUGGGGAUGGCCCAUCAACUUCUGGUGUCAGCAGGGCCGCCACUGCCCAAGAGGAAGCUGCUGGUCCUUCAAGAUCAAGUGGUGGUGCCGCCGAGGAACAAGCCACCGGUCAAUCCGCCGGUUACCAUGACAGUGAUGGCAUAGUAGAAGAAAUCGUCUGAUUCACUAUGAUGAUUCUGGGUGCCAAUCGUCCUUUCUGAUGCUGAAUUCAAUAAAGAGUGUGCAAUGUCGCGUGUUUUGGAGCCUCCUUCCUUCUUCUCUAUCCUGUACCGUGAAUAUAUAUUACCGAAGCACCAUUCUUCUUACUGAUUCGGAUCUCUAAUUUACAAGGGAGACAGAGGUUUUGUGCAUUGUUCAUUCAGUUCCCCGUCAUAGUAGGUUAGUUUCAUCAGUUCCUCCUAUUGUUUGUGCCUCACCCACAAAAUGGCUACGUGAAAGAUGUGGUUUUCUUUCAUUCUCGUUCGUCAAAAGAGCAACCCACGGUUUCUAAUUAACAGUUGGUGCAACAAAUUAGUCUGAAGAACGUCAUUCGUCUGACAGAACAAGAUGUGCUCUAAUAAACGAGGUACUGUAUGCAUCAACGACAAUUUCAACCCAGUGCGAUACAUGCCUUGUACGUACAGGGUAUGUAACUUCCUUUUGACUGCUUGCUACUUACAGAGCGUCCCCAUGGUUCCAUUUUGCAUGCGUGGCUAGCAUUGUUUUGUUUUUGGAAAAAGAAAAGAAAACGCACUCAUGUUUCGCACUGGGUUCAUCAUCUCCUUUAGCCAAUGUUUUGGUAUGUCAAGUGGAAGAUGCCCACUGCCUGGUCAUACUUUGAUGCGACGCUCGGUUAUGUACCGGGCCUUUUUCAAGCAGCUGCUAAAUGUUUUGGGGCAAAUUCCUGCAGAAGUCCUGCAAUUGCUUGUUUGUAUUGCUAUUACUCGUAGUGACUGUGUAUU